UCAGCAAAGUACGUAUCUCAGAUAAAGAGAAGUCUUAUAUUAAAUCAUGGGUCGAGUCACAUCAAAAAGCACGUCCAAUCAUUCAAUGGAACAAAUUACAAUCGGAAAUGGAAACCAAAUUUGGCAAAUUCCAUUCGCGCAAUGAUCUUAAAAACGUUUGGUAUUCUUACAAAAGAUAUUUAUCUAGGGUUAAGAAUAAUAUCGAUAAUUCUAAAGCUAAAGUUCAUGUUGGUCUUGAUAAUCCUAAAGCUAAACUUUCUUACAUUUUAAAUGACGACGACUUUUACAAGUGCCCUUCUUAA
This is a messenger RNA of Funneliformis caledonium, 302 nucleotides long. The record is from the annotation of a GenBank genome assembly. NCBI's taxonomy places the organism in Eukaryota, Fungi, Glomeromycota, Glomeromycetes, Glomerales, Glomeraceae.